Molecule: messenger RNA, 1570 nt
Organism: Nicotiana tabacum (common tobacco)
Lineage: Eukaryota; Viridiplantae; Streptophyta; Magnoliopsida; Solanales; Solanaceae
Source: RefSeq, a predicted model, not a curated record
CAAGAAAAUGGAAACAUAAAGAAAACAGGUGAUUUCCCCUAAAAGGGCACCUCUAAAAUAAAGAAAACAGGAAAGUUAACAUCCCCAUACCCCUUCCUGAACACCUGCCUGCUGCAACUACUCUUUCUUCCUCUGAUUCUAGGGUUCUUUCUAUUUGGCAAACCCAUUUACUACUUACCCUUUAAUGGAUAGAUACUCUGAAUCAAACCAUUUGUCGAUUUAUUGAGUCUCUUAGUCUACAAUUCUUUGGAUCCAACCAUUCAUUUAAUGACAAAUGAUGUGGAGAAUUUCUGGUCUCUACUAAAUUUUAACUUCAGGUACUGGUACGUCAUAAUAUUUAUGUGACCAGCUCAAUUGUCGUACCAUCAGCAACAUAAAGGUAUCGAUUGUGUGUCUCCAUGUUGCCGGAGGGUUAGCAGAGGCAUGGCUUGUGCGAUGACCGCCACUCGUCUCAAGGGUUUGUUGAGCCAUCUGCUGCUAGUCGUUGCUAUCUGGUUGGCCAGCUAUCAGAAUGUAGCGGCUCUACAUGUGCCACAUAAAACAGGCGAAACUUCUUCCACACCUGAACUGGCUAGCCCUCCCAAAACUGGAAUCUUUGAACCAAUUGAGAUACCGCCUGCUGUCAUACCUCGUUAUCCUUUCCCAGUGAAGCCAUUGCCACCAAUGUACCCUUCGUUUCCGAAGACAUAUGACCCUGUCUUGACUGGAAGAUGCCCUGUAAAUUUCUCUGUUAUUUCAAGCAUCACAGAUAAGACAGCAUCUGAUUGUACUCGAUCUUUGUCAACAGUUGUAGGAAAUGUAAUAUGCUGUCCACAGUUCAAUAGCUUACUCCACAUAUUCCAGGGAUUUUACAGCAACCAUUCUGAUACUUUAGUUUUACAAAGUGCGGUAGCUGAUGAUUGCUUUAGAGAUAUCAUCAGUAUAUUAGCUAGUAAAGGAGCAAACAGCUCAAUUCCUGGCCUAUGCUCUGUGAAGUCAUCAAAUCUAACUGGUGGGUCUUGCCCUGUGAAGGACCUUGGCACUUUCGAGAAAACAGUGAAUACAAGCAAGUUGUUGGAGGCUUGCAGCACAGUUGAUACUCUUAAAGAAUGCUGUAGGCCUGUUUGCCAGCAUGCUAUUUCUGAGGCCGCGCUUCAGAUCUCAGGAAUAAAGACAAGUCUUGGUGGUAAGAACAUAGUUGGAGUGCCUAGUGAAAUUGAUACACUUAAUGACUGUAAAGGAGUGGUCUAUUCAUGGAUUGCAAGAAAACUACGAAUUGAUGAUGCCAAUUCUGCAUUUCGGUUGUUAUCUUCCUGCAAAGUUAACAAAGCGUGUCCCCUGGAAUUCAAGCAACCGUUAGAAGUGAUCAAUGCCUGCAGAAAUUUAGCCGCUCCUAGUCCUUCAUGUUGUAGCUCAUUAAAUGCCUAUAUUGCUGGGAUGCAGAAGCAGAUGUUGAUUACAAAUCAGCAAGCAAUUAUGUGUGCUGCGGCAUUUGGUUCUAUGUUACAGAAGGCAGGGGUCAUGACAAAUGUUUAUGAGCUUUGUGAUGUUGACUUGAAAGACUUUAGUCUUCAAGCAUAUGGGCAAGAAG